AUGUCUUCUUCAGAACCCCCAACCGAACAAAUCUCUGCUCCCCUCAAUGAUUCAGCUGAGGAAAUCCCUCUCGGACCGGAUGGUCAACCUCUCACAAAGAAUGCCCUAAAAAAGAUUCAAAAAGAAAAAGAGAAGGCCGAGAAGGCAGCAAAGAGAGCUGCUCUCGAGGCCGAACAGAAGGCCGCCCGUGAACUUGCAAACAUCGACCAUGCAACGGCAAAUUAUGGUAUAAAACCAAUGAUUCAAUCAACCGAGCGUUCUGGUAUCGAGCGUAUCCGGCUUUCGUCGCUCACGGCUGGGGACAACGGCCGCGAGGUUGUGUUUCGUGCCAGGAUGCAGAAUGCUAGAAUUCAAGGAGCAAAGAUGUGUUUUCUUGUUUUGCGGCAGCAAAGCGACAGUAUCCAGGCCGUGAUGACAGUCAAUACAGAUGGUAGUGUUUCGAAGCAGAUGGUUAAGUGGUCUUCAGCAAUCAAUGCCGAGAGCAUCGUUCUAGUCUAUGGUGUGAUUCGAAAAACACCUGAACCUGUCACCUCAGCAAGCUUGUCGGAUGUUGAGGUUCAUGUCUCUAAGCUGUUUGUGAUAGCCGCGGCAGAACCAGUACUGCCAAUCCAGUUUGAAGAUGCCUCGAGAUCACUAAAGGAAGUCGAGGAAGGUGAAGGGAGGUACCCGACAGUUUCGCUCUCUACUAGACUCGAUAACCGUGUUAUCGAUCUCCGAACACUCUCCAACCAGGCAAUCUUCCGCAUAUCAUCAGGUGUCUGCAUGCUCUUCAAAGAAUUUCUUCUACAGAAAGGGUUUACUGAAGUUCACACACCAAAAUUGAUCGCUGCCGCUUCCGAAGGUGGUGCGAACGUAUUCAAGGUCACCUAUUUUAAGAGCGAUGCUUACCUUGCCCAAAGUCCACAGCUGUAUAAGCAGAUGCUCAUUGCUGGUGAUUUCGAGCGUGUCUUUGAGAUCGCCCCAGUUUUCAGGGCCGAGAACUCUCAGACACAUAGACACAUGACCGAGUUUACCGGACUCGACCUCGAAAUGGCAUUUGAAGAACAUUACCAUGAGGUUAUUGAAGUUCUUGAGAGUCUCUUUGUUUUCAUUUUCAACGGACUUCGUGAGCGAUUCGCCAAAGAAAUUGCAAUUGUUCGAGAGCAAUACCCCGUCGAAGAAUUCAAAAUUCCGAAGGGCGGCAAAGUGUUGCGUAUAAAAUUUAAGGAGGGUAUUGCAAUGCUUAGAGAAGCUGGCUACGAUGUCCCAGAGCUUGAGGAUUUGAGCACGGAGAUGGAGAGGAACCUCGGUAGGCUAGUACUGGCAAAAUAUGACACGGACUUUUACGUCAUGGACAAAUUUCCAUUGGCCGUGAGGCCAUUCUAUACCAUGCCUGACCCUGAAGACGAAAAUUACUCCAAUUCCUAUGACUUUUUUAUGCGCGGUGAAGAGAUCCUCUCUGGCGCACAGCGUGUGCACAAUUCUGAGUUCCUUACGGAACGCAUGAAGAGCUUAGGCAUGGAUCCAAAAACUCCUGGACUGGAAGAUUACGUUGAUGCGUUUCGAUAUGGCGCGCCGCCGCACGCUGGUGGGGGGAUUGGUCUUGAACGCGUCGUCUUCUUGUGGCUGGGACUGCAGAAUAUUAGGAGAGCGAGUGCAUUUCCAAGAGACCCAAUCAGGCUGAGACCGUAA
Molecule: messenger RNA, 1671 nt
Organism: Morchella sextelata
Lineage: Eukaryota; Fungi; Ascomycota; Pezizomycetes; Pezizales; Morchellaceae
Exons: 4
Coding region: 1-1671 (556 amino acids)
Biological process (GO): aspartyl-tRNA aminoacylation
Cellular component (GO): cytoplasm; cytosol; aminoacyl-tRNA synthetase multienzyme complex
Molecular function (GO): aspartate-tRNA ligase activity; RNA binding; ATP binding
Source: RefSeq, a predicted model, not a curated record